CCAAUCAGCGGUCGCGUUGCCCCUCUCUUCCUCUCCUUCUCUACUCUCCCGCCUCAGAGCCAUUCCCGCCCCCAUUCUCCUGGGACCCCAUUACGACCCCCCCACGCGUCCCCAUUGGCGACCCACCGUGCGCCCCCCUCCCCAACUUCUCCUGCUUCUGCCCGCAGCUUGCGGGACGGGCGCGAGCGCCUCCAACGCCGAGGACCUUGCGCGGUGACGUCACGGGUCGAGGCGCGGCGCCCCGGGGCCGCGGGGGAGGUGUGGCCUACGGGCGGCUAUAAAAGGGCGGCGGUGCGCGCGCGACCGGCUCAGUGCGGCUGGGCGCUUGGGGCAGGAGGGGUUUUGGGUGCGCUCCGCGGCGGGCGUCGGAGCCAGCGGGGAGUGGAGCGGGGCCGCUGGGGCCUCCCCAGGGCCGCAGCGGCAGCAGUUGGGCCCCCCGCCCCAGCCGGCGGCCGGCAGAGCGCAGGAAGGGGGCCGGGGGGGACCCGCCCCCGGCCGGCCACAGUCAUGAACUCCAAUGUGGAGAACCUGCCCCCCCACAUCAUUCGCCUGGUGUAUAAGGAGGUGACCACGCUGACUGCCGACCCACCUGAUGGCAUCAAGGUCUUCCCCAACGAGGAGGACCUCACUGACCUGCAGGUCACCAUCGAGGGCCCUGAGGGGACCCCUUAUGCCGGAGGCCUGUUCCGCAUGAAGCUCCUGCUGGGGAAGGACUUUCCCGCCUCCCCGCCCAAGGGCUACUUCCUGACCAAGAUUUUCCACCCCAACGUGGGCGCCAACGGUGAGAUCUGCGUCAACGUGCUCAAGAGGGACUGGACGGCGGAGCUGGGUAUCCGGCAUGUGCUGCUGACCAUCAAGUGCCUGCUGAUCCACCCGAACCCCGAGUCUGCCCUCAACGAGGAGGCCGGCCGCCUGCUCCUGGAGAACUAUGAAGAGUACGCCGCCCGGGCCCGCCUGCUCACGGAGAUCCACGGGGGCGCCGGCGGGCCCAGCAGCGCCGAGGCCGGCCGCGGCCCCCCCACCGGCCCCCUGGCCCCCGGGGCCCCGGGAGGAGCCGACGGCCCCAUGGCCAAGAAGCACGCCGGCGAGCGGGACAAGAAGCUGGCUGCGAAGAAAAAGACAGACAAGAAGCGGGCGCUGCGGCGGCUGUAGUGGGCUCUUCUCCCAGCCCUCCCCCCCCCCCCCGACCCCCAACUCUGUCUCUAAGUUAUUUAAAUUAUGGCUGGGGUGGGGGAGGGCAUGGGGGCACCGGGACCUGGAUUUGUUUUUCUAAAUAAAGUUGGAAAAGCAGCUGCUGUGCCUCAGA
Messenger RNA from Hyaena hyaena (striped hyena), 1306 nucleotides. RefSeq names its product ubiquitin conjugating enzyme E2 S (gene UBE2S). NCBI's taxonomy places the organism in Eukaryota, Metazoa, Chordata, Mammalia, Carnivora, Hyaenidae. The record is from RefSeq and is a predicted model, not a curated record. The coding region runs from base 508 to 1152 and encodes 214 amino acids. The transcript has 4 exons.